This is a messenger RNA of Saccostrea echinata, 2339 nucleotides long. Its product is annotated as ankyrin repeat and BTB/POZ domain-containing protein 1-like. The coding region runs from base 84 to 1514 and encodes 476 amino acids. Gene Ontology annotation, molecular function: protein binding. Gene Ontology annotation, cellular component: cytoplasm; ubiquitin ligase complex. The transcript has 12 exons. Lineage: Eukaryota; Metazoa; Mollusca; Bivalvia; Ostreida; Ostreidae. The record is from RefSeq and is a predicted model, not a curated record.
AGCGGUCUGCAAAUUUUGUAAACAAACGGACAGACGCAAUAACAAUAUAGAAAAGACGGAUGCUGCUGUGUUUGUAAACAGAUAUGGACAUCCACGAAUUGUUUAUGAGUUGUAGACGCGGAGAUUUACAGAAACUGAAGUAUCUGGUUGAACAAAAAGAACUGGAGCUCAACAUCAGAGACAAGUGGGACAGUACUCCUUUGUACUAUGCUUGUUUGUGUGGGCACAAGGACGUCGUUCAGUAUCUGCUAGAAAAUGGAGCGAGGUGUGAAGCUAACACAUUCGAUGGUGAACGCUGUUUAUAUGGAGCUUUAAACAAUGAAAUCAGGAAUCUUCUUAAGUCUUUCAAUAUGGUGUCCUCCAAAACACUUCGUCGAGAUCUUUAUGAGGAAUUUUUACGCAGACUUUUAGAAAUGGGAAUGCAUGAGGACGUGACAUUUCAUGUCUACGGAGAAAAAAUUCCAGCCCACCGAUGCAUCCUUAGUGCCCGAUGUCCGUAUUUCGCGGAGUCAUUCCGAACUCGCUGGAAGAAUAGGACAGAUAUCAUCAUCAAACACAAACUGGUGGUUCCGUGGGCAUUCAGGUCCCUCCUGCAAUACAUCUACACAGGUCGCUUAGAAACCCAUGUUGACAGCGUAGAGGACUGUAAGAGAUUGGCUCGCCAGUGUCAGCUGCCUGACCUCAUUAAGGAAAUAGAGGAAGCAUACAAAAAACAGAGCUCUUAUGAAAUACAGAAACCAGGGGUGAACAUCACCAACAUCCUGAUUGAGCGAUCGGAAGAUUCACUUGACCUUCAGUUUGACCUUGGACGACUAGCUGAUCUUGCUCUACCUAGGGAGCUGUCUACUUUUGUUCAGGGGGAGCUUCCAUUUGAACCAGAAUAUGCCUCCUUUUACCCAGACAUCUGUUUCUGUGUGGAGGGACACAAAUUUCUCUGUCACAAGGUGUUUUUCUGCGGUAGAAGUGACUAUUUUAAGGCGCUGCUGAUCGACCAUUUUGGAGAAGGCCAAGUCUCUGAUAGUAACGUCCCACAGAUGACCCUUAAAGACAUUUCCUGUGAUAUAUUUACCCAGAUUAUGUAUUACAUCUACCAGGACUCGUGUGAGUUGUCUGAGAACACCGUUUAUGAUGUCCUGUGGUUUGCCGAUCUUUAUAUGUUACCUGGUUUAAAGAGACAGUGUGCAAACUGCAUCAGUAAAUUUAUCAACUCCAGCAAUGUUCUACAAAUCCUGCGAUCCGCCCGACUGUUUAACCAGGCAAGGCUAGAGGACCAGUGUGCCGAAUUUAUUGCCAUUAAUCUGGAAAGUUUCAUUCACAGGGAAGACUUUGCUCAGCUGGUGAGGGAAGAUGCAUCAGAAAUCAAAGGGAGACAGGAGACAGACUCCAUUGGAAUAAUAGACGACAUUCGCUUCCACAUCACUAAUUUUGUCCAAACCUACAGCGAAAUGGAGGAGGCCAACGAACAGUUACGCUUGGUUGACGAUCUUCUGGAGGACCUUAAUUUGGAUGGAUAAACACAGUCAUGCAUGAAUGAUCAGUUUAAACAGGGAUGGAUUACACAAUAGAUCAUGAAUGAUAAGUUUAAACAGAGAUGAAUUACACAAUCACACAUGAAUGUUUAGUUAUAAUCUGUAUGGAUAAACAUGCAGUCACACAUGAAUGCUCAAUUUAAAGCUAGAUGAAUAAUCACAGUCAUGCUUGAAUGCUCAGUCCAGGGGAAUUUUGAUCACAAGAAAGAAACAAUAUGGUGCAUGAGGGGAAUACAAUUUACUUAUGAAUAAAGAAUCGAAAAGGGAAAAUUAAUUAUUUGAAAUGGAUAACUAGUGCUAGCGCUUGAAAAUAAACAGACACAUAUAUACAGUCAAACCUUAUUAUCUCGAAAUCAAUGGAAUUCAGAAAAAAUUUCAAGACAUCUGAGGAUUUGAGAUAUUGAGGGUUAAAUUUUAUAAAGAAUAAAUUCUUGGGACUUCCAAGUCACUUUGACAUAUCCAUGGUAUUUGAGAUAUCGGUUUUCAAGAUGCUGAAAUUUAACUGUGUAUUGCCAGGGUCUCCUCUCAUGAUGUAAGCACCAGAAAAGUCUGGUUUGUAAUUAGGGUAGGGAUAAUUAAUAUUAUCUGGUCUGGUCUGGUUUGUAAUUAGGAUACGGAUAAUUAAGAUAAUGAAUGGUCGGACACUAACACAAACCUAUUAGGUUUGAAAGACGGUAGAUUUGUUUGUUUAAAGUUUCAGUUAGAGAGAAUUUAUUUUCUGAUUUUCUAGUAAUCACAGAUCUUACUGUGUUGCAAAAUUUUUACUGUGUCGCACACGUAAAAUUUGAAUCGUUACUGUGUUGGGGAAAA